AUGGCUUCCUCCAAACUACUACUCUUCCUUUUAGUCCUCUCCACAUUCAAGUUCCUCUCCAUAACAUGUACUGAUUUCGCUGUUGGCGGCGAAUAUGGUUGGAAAACUCCCAAAUCCAAAAAUGACUCACAAAUCUUCAACAAUUGGGCAUCAAAGAAUAGGUUCAUUGUUGGUGACACUCUCCAUUUUGAGUAUGAUAAAGACUCUGUGUUGGCUGUGACUGAAGAGGAGUAUGAAAAGUGUUAUUCUUCUCAUCCUGUUUUCUUCUCCAACAAUGGAGACACUGUAUUCCAUGUCGACCGGCCGGGAUUGUUCUACUUCAUUAGUGGGGUUUCUGGGCACUGUGAGAGAGGCCAGAAGAUGAUCAUCAAAGUUUUAGAUGCUGCACACCCACCUCAGUCAACCGCAGAACAGAAUACAACAACUGAGACAUCACAAGGCAGUGCUGCUCCUGGAAUGUCUGCCUUCUCUAGUCCAACUUUUAUGCUUCUCAUGGUGUCGUUUAUUGGACCAGUUCUUGUCGUUUAGAUUAAAAUUUGACUUAGUUUGCUACCAAGAUUUGUUUUUCCAGCUAGGUUGAUAUUGGAGAGUGUUUAGACUGAAUAUGUUACUAUGUUUUAGAAGUUUGACUUUCGUGUUAUGAAUAUUGUCUGUUUAUUAUAUGAAUAUAUAUUUUGCUUUGG
Messenger RNA from Humulus lupulus (European hop), 683 nucleotides. Its product is annotated as early nodulin-like protein 6. Lineage: Eukaryota; Viridiplantae; Streptophyta; Magnoliopsida; Rosales; Cannabaceae. Gene Ontology annotation, cellular component: plasma membrane. Bases 1 to 528 code for a protein of 175 amino acids. Gene Ontology annotation, molecular function: electron transfer activity. The transcript has 2 exons. The record is from RefSeq and is a predicted model, not a curated record.